This is a messenger RNA of Girardinichthys multiradiatus, 1777 nucleotides long. RefSeq names its product V-set domain-containing T-cell activation inhibitor 1-like. Gene Ontology annotation, biological process: cell surface receptor signaling pathway; cellular response to lipopolysaccharide; positive regulation of T cell proliferation. The record is from RefSeq and is a predicted model, not a curated record. The transcript is spliced from 4 exons. Lineage: Eukaryota; Metazoa; Chordata; Actinopteri; Cyprinodontiformes; Goodeidae. Gene Ontology annotation, cellular component: external side of plasma membrane. Bases 136 to 609 code for a protein of 157 amino acids.
CCCACAACGUCACUACGCAGUGACGUCGGUUCCAAAUCUCCAUAGCUAAUGUGGGUCUAGUAAAGUUUGUGUCGCAGUGUUUUAUUAGUUUAUAACUUUAUCAGCGUAGAAGGUUUCUGGAGACUCCAGGUGGCCAUGAAGGUCCAUUCCAGAAGAACCCUGCCUUGGAUGUUUCUACUGUUCCUUGUAGACCCAGGGAGCUUCCAGGGUCUGGUCUCUGAAGGCUUCAUUGGACAAAGUGUCCUGCUGCCCUGCACCUCUAGCAAGUCUUCAGCAGUAGAUGUGUUCUGGAGAGACAAAGACGACAAGGUUCUGCUUGACAUCAAGAAAGGCAAGCCCGACCUGGGCCUUCAAGACCUGAAGUUCAAAGGUCGAGUGUCCAGCUUCCCAGAGGAGUACCAGAAGGGGAAUUUCUCCAUCAUUAUGGGGAAUCUGGAGCUGGGGGAUGCUGGGAACUAUGAAUGCACCAUCCUCAUUGGUACUAGUUCAGAGACAAUCAGAAUAAUGUUGUCAGUUAAAGAGAGAAACUCAGCAUCGUGUGGAUCUACCAGAACAAAUGUUCUGCUGCUGUUUGUCUUCUCUGCUCUCAGUCUGAUGUUCUACGUCUAGAAACUUCAGGCAGGUUUGAACGUCUCUGUUCUGCCACUUUCAAGCAUCAUUCAGUUAAAACGCUUCAGCUUUGGCUCCAGAACAUUAGUCUUCAGGUAAACAGCAGUCUGUAGAACCCACCGUGUUCUGCUGGGUCCAUAGUGUUCCUCAUGUUAAGGUCAAGAGUCCUUCAGGUUUUUCAUUGUUACAGUUAGGCUGUCUAAGGUCUUUAAUCCAGAAUUGGCUUCUAGUUUCCUUCUAAAAGAGUCAAAAGUUUCAUUUCUCCUCUUUUGUGAUUGAGAAUAAAAAGAUUUAACUUUAGAUCUCGUGUUUAAGUCGAUGAUGUAAUAAAGUUUUUGGUUCUUAAUCCCAGGAUUGUGGUCAGAAUACGGACCAAACUCAGACCAGAAUUAGACUUUAAAUAUUGAAGCCAGCUGCAGUGUUCUUCAUCAGCUCAUAUUUACCGACACAUUUGAACCCAAACCACUGAGCUGCAGCAGGACGGCUCCUCCGUGGUGAGUUAGCAGCUCCACCCAUGAAUAUGGAUGAGCAUCUGAUGGCAUGGCUCAUCUCCUGAAGAUGCUAAGAUCAGCAUCUUCAGGAGAUGAAACAUGCUGCAGCAGAUCCAGACCAACCAGUCCCGACCAGUUCAAUAUUCCUCAUCAUAUUUAGGGUCUGAGCCUGAAAGACUGGAAAAUACGACCGGUUCUGGUAUCAAGUGGGUUGUGGCUAAUCUGCUGUUUAAAUGUUACAGAAGGAACCAAAGGAAAGAAAUGCUUAUUCAGAUGUAAUGUUACUAUGUUUACUGCUAUUUAUCUUUAUUUAUCCACGCAGAGCUUGGUGCAACCACUGAAACAUGAUGGAUAUUUCUCUUAGCUGUUGAUCGCAUAUGAAGGAAAAUAAAGUGUCAUUUCUGUUAAAUGUUAAACCAACUCCUGGCUGUGUUAAGCAGGACCAGGAGGCUCUCUUGACUGAAUAAAGUUCCUACUUUAAACUGGAACAGAAGUAACGUUAAGUAUUAGCGUGGAAACGUAGUGACCAGAGAAGUUCCUCCAGAGGGUUAAAUAAACGCUGAGUCUACAUCAUGUCACUAAACUAAAACUGCUCCUUUAUGCAACUGAUUGUGAUGAAAACUACGAAUUAAUGUGAUGUUGCUGGUUUGUUUGAAAUAAAAUGAGACUGAAUGUUA